Molecule: messenger RNA, 6277 nt
Organism: Penicillium samsonianum
Lineage: Eukaryota; Fungi; Ascomycota; Eurotiomycetes; Eurotiales; Aspergillaceae
Product: Fatty acid synthase subunit beta
Exons: 4
Coding region: 1-6240 (2079 amino acids)
Biological process (GO): long-chain fatty acid biosynthetic process
Cellular component (GO): fatty acid synthase complex
Molecular function (GO): fatty acid synthase activity; [acyl-carrier-protein] S-acetyltransferase activity; enoyl-[acyl-carrier-protein] reductase (NADH) activity
Source: RefSeq, a predicted model, not a curated record
AUGCAGUGCCCAUGGCCUGCAUCAGACUCGGUCUCACAGGCAUCAACUCCUCUAACGCCAUGGGAAGAGCUUGAGUCUUGCUCACCAGAGGCCGAGAUCGUCCUCCAGGUGGGUAUAAUCCACUGCACUGUCAGGGUGCCCCGGGGAAUGGAUCGCAGGGGUCAGGAGCUUAUAGAGCAGUUCGUUCCAACGGCGUCCACGCUGGAGCCCUCGUCCGCCCUGGAACUGUGCUGCCUGUUCAUGCAUUAUAUGAUGCAUGAGAUCAUGCAAGACGGAGGAGGAGAUCUGGACAUGGCAAUUCUCCACCAUGUGUUGAACACAGUCCACGUCGAUCUCCUCCAGAACGAGAAUAUCCACACAGUCCUGUCGGCAAUGAGCCAGGACAAGAGCCGGCAUCAAUCCAUCCUGCAAGCUUAUUUCCAAGCAUGCAAAGCAACAAGAUCGCCGGGCUCUGCGGGGACUAGUAGACUCCUGUCCGCCGUCGACAAAGGCCACGCGCGGAUCUUUGCCCUGUUCAAUGGACAAGGCGUGGAGUCGUAUUUUGACGAGCUCUUGGCGGCAUACGACAUCUACCAUCCCCAAGUAGCUUCGAUCAUUAGGGCAGUAUCCGAAUCUCUCACACACCUCGCACACGAUGAUCGAUUUGAAGCUCUAUUCCCGCACGGACUCGAUGUGGAUCAAUGGCUCCGCAUGCCAGAGUCUCGCCCAGAUGCUCCCUACCUCACCAGCGCUCCCGUAAGCUUCCCGCUCGUCGGUCUCUCACAAUUUGUGCAGUAUGCCAUCGCAUGCAUCAACUUAGGUCUUUCCCCUGGAGAGCUACGCCAUGUAUUCCGUGGCGCAAUUGGUCACUCCCAGGGCAUCGUGGUAGCCGCUUUCGUCGCCGCUGCCAAUUCCUGGGAUUCUCUGUGCAAUGCAGCCCAGCAAGCGGUUGAAUUGCUUUUCUGGAUAGGGUGUCGAUGCCAGCAGCAGUUGCAAGACGUUGGUCCGGCAUCCGUUCUGUCCAGUUGCAUGCUCAGUGUCAAGGGUCUGUCCCAGGCUGACCUUCAGCGCCACUUGGACGAACUCAACCUCCACCUACCAGCCGAAGAGGCAGUGUACCUAGCCUUGGUAAACGGGCCAGAGCAGCUCGUCGUCGCCGGACUUCCGCUUUCGUUGCGCGCGCUGGACCAGAAAAUCGGCCAAGGCCAGAACAAAGCUCAGUCCACGAAGACUUCUACAGGCCGUAUCCCCUUCAGCCAACGCCGUCCUGUCGUCCACACUCGAUUUUUGUCCAUUACCGCGCCCUUCCAUUCACCCUAUCUUCAAGAUGCCGAGACCCAACUCAUGAGGGACCUUGCUGAUGUCUCCCUUGCUGAUGUCUCCCUCUCCGGCUCGCGGUUGGCGUUCCCCGUGUUUCACACUGAAACUGCCCAAAAUCUACAAGAAAGCGGGAAUAUUGUUCCCCACUUAAUAAACAUGAUCUGUACUAGACGUGUACAGUUUGAAAAUGUUGUGGGCACCACCCUGGCCGGAGUGACACAUGUCCUUGACUUCGGUCCUGGCGGCGAGGUUGGCAUCGGAAGCCUGGUAAAUCAUCAGCGAGAGGGCACAGGUCUGCGCACAUUGAUCCUCGGCGCCACCCGGGGGGUCAUCAGUAGUCACAACUCCAUGCUAGGGUCUGAAAGUGAGCUGUACACCCACAACGGGCCAGUCCUCUGCAAUACUGCCUGGGAUGCUGAGUUCACACCGCGCCUCAUGCAGUCCCCUUGUGAGUCUCGUCACCUGGUCGACACCAAGUUCAGCCGGCUACUGGGCGUUCCCCCAGUUAUGGUUGCUGGUAUGACCCCGACUACGACCGCAUCGGAAUUCGUAGCCGCAACCAUGAAUGCUGGUUAUCAUGUUGAGCUGGCCUGUGGAGGAUUCCCGGAUCGCAACAGCAUGCGCGAGGGUAUCCUGGCCACCGCGGCAGCAAUUGCCCCCGGUCGCGGUAUUACAUGCAACGUCAUAUACGCCAAUCCACGAGCUAUGGCCUGGCAAAUUCCCCUACUGAUCGAGCUAAGCAAGUCUGGCAUCCCCAUUACAGGAUUAACAAUCGGUGCCGGCAUUCCCUCACUGGAAAUUGUCCGGGGGUACCUGACUGACCUGUCGCUCACCCAUCUGGCUCUCAAACCAGGCUCCAAAGAGGGCAUCGAUGGGGUUUUGGCAAUUGCCCGGGCAAACCCCACAUAUCCAAUCAUCUUACAGUGGACAGGUGGUCGGGGUGGUGGACAUCAUUCCUCUGAAGAUUUCCAUGAGCCGCUUCUGGACCGAUACGCACAGAUCCGAUCGCAUCACAAUGUGAUUCUAGUAGUCGGUAGUGGGUUUGGAAAUGCCGAGCAAACCUAUCCCUACUUAACGGGUUCAUGGUCCCACCAGUUUGGACGUGCACCUAUGCCAGUAGAUGGCAUCCUGCUAGGUAGCCGUGUGAUGGCGGCCAAAGAGGCUCACACCAGUGAGGAUGUGAAAAAAGCCAUCUGCGACACUCCGGGUGUCGGCAACGAAAACUGGGAGCUGACGUACGAGCGUCCAGCCGGUGGAAUUAUCAGCGUGCGAUCUGAGAUGGGCGAGCCGAUUCAUAAGCUGGCCACACGCGGCGUCAUGUUAUGGGCCGAGUUGGACAAAUCAGUCUUCUCAUUACCCCGAGGUGAACAAAAAGCUGCUCUGCUCGCCCGAAAGACAUACUUCCUCAAACGUCUCAAUGAGGAUUUCCAAAAGGUCUGGUUCGGGCGAGAUGUACAUGGCGCAACAGUCGAUCUGCACGAAAUGACCUACGCUGAAGUUUGGGACCGCAUGAUCGACUUGUUGUAUCUGAAGGUAUCCCAAGAAUGGAUUGAUCCCUCGUGGCAAGCCCUGGUAUGGGAUUACACUCGCAGGUUGGAAGAGAGACUGGGGAAGAACCAGCACACCCUUCUCCAACGCACGGACCAACUAGAUCAACCCGAUCAGUUCCGAGACAUGCUGUUUUCCCAAUAUCCUCAGGCACAUGUCGAUGUAUUGACAGCCGCCGACGUGGAGUAUAUCCAUCUAAUUUCACGUCGUCGGGGGCAGAAGCCAGUCCCCUUUCUCACGGUCCUCGAUGAAGAUUUCGAAUACUGGUUCAAGAAGGACUCCUUGUGGCAGUCAGAGCGCUUAGAGGCCGUUGUUGGACAGGAUGUCGGCCGCGUGUGCAUUCUGCAUGGACCAGUGGCCGCUCAGUACACAAAAACUGUUGAUGAGCCAGUCCAGAGCAUUUUGGAUGGGAUUCACAACACAUAUGUCGCAUGGAUUCUCCGCGAUCAGUAUGUCGGGGAUCUAGCACAGAUCCCCUCGGCAGCUAGGCAGCGCAGGGCCCACCCACAUUGGCCUGUUAUGGGGGUCCAUCUAGCUCCACAGCAAGAUGGAAAGACAGCAAGGUAUAUUGUUUCCGAAAACCCGGAAGACUUGCCAUUACCGGAAGUCUGGCUGGGGUUACUGGCCGAUACCACUGCUGCACCAUGGUGCCAUGCUGUCCUCACCGAGAAGAAUAUUGUUCAGGACAGAGUUGUCGCGAGCAAUCCUAUAAUGCGACUCUUUGCCGCGAAACCAGGUCUGGUCGCUGAAGUUUGGAAUCCUCAAGCUCCAAAUGAGACCGAGAUUAUUCUGAAGGAGAUCGAAAAGAAUGGGAGGGACGGAGAGCAGGUGUUGGCAGUCGCCUCACUUCGCUGCAGCCCCGAGGGCCAGAUCACUCUUACUCUCUCGGAUCAGACUGUAGUUGGUCGAGCGCCAGCUGACUUGGUCUUUCGAUUUCAAUUCCAGCCGCGCGACGGGGCUCCCAGCAUCCACGAAGUAAUGCCCGAUCGCAACCAGGGGAUUAAGCAAUUCUAUCGCUCAAUCUGGAUCGGGGAGCACAACUUACUAUCCACCCCUGACUUUGUGUUCCGGGGUGAAAAUAUUGUCUUAGACCGGGAGGUGAUUCGCCGAUUUGCCAGGAGCGUAUCCAACCGGAACCCAGUCUAUUACAACUCUCGCUCCCAGGCGUUGUUGGUGGCACCGCUGGAUCUGGCCAUUGCAGUAGCUUGGAAACCCAUCAUGAGCUGCCUGUUCCCUGAUGUGGUCUCGGGGGAUAUGCUCCGAUUGCUGCAUCUAAGCAACGAAUUCCAGCUAUGUGACGGAGCUACGCCGUUGCAGGAAGGAGAUCAUCUUUCGUCAGAUGGCCGACUCACAGCAGUGACCAUUAAGAAAGGAUCUGGUAAGGUCAUAGAGGCGGAGGGAACCAUCUAUCGCCAGGGCAUGCCCGUAGUACGUUUGAAGAGCAAGUUCAUUCUGCUUGGAUCCUACGAUGAUUAUGAAUCGACCUUCGAGACCAAGGAAGAGAAGUGGCGCCUACCGCUAGCCACAAAAAAAGAUGCCGCCCUUCUUCGAUCGAGAAUGUGGUUCCGUCCAGAGGGAAAGAUCGACCUGCUGGACCAUCUCCAUCACAUGGUGGAGGUCCAAACCACAAGCCGUACCUGGUUUAUGGACGCAGACUCCAUUCCGAAGCUGAAGGUUGAGGGACAGGUUGUCUGGCAAUCUGAUUCAGGAUCAGAAUUGGUGGUUCUGGGGUCGAUAUGUUUCUCCAAUGCUGCCCCCUCUGCCCGAAACCCCGUGACAGAAUACUUACAACGACAUGGGUCGUUGAGCACCGGGGACAACUGUAUCUUUGAUGUUCCCCGGCCUCUCGUGCAGGACCUCACUGUCACUGUUCCUGAUGCCGGCAGGGAAUAUGCCCGAGAAUCUGGUGACUGCAAUCCCAUCCAUCUCUCUGGUCUCUUUGCUCGCUACGCGGGCCAUGACACGCGGGUUACACACGGUAUGUUUACCAGCGGAUAUGUGCGUGGUCUGGUCGCAUCCCAUUUGGCGCGUAGCGAUGAAACCCGCGUUCGAUCGUGGUUGUGCACUUUCGACGACAAAGUCUGUGCCGGAGAUCAGCUGGCCAUUCAGAUAAAUCACGUCGGAAUGUCUGGAGGCAAGAUGUUAGUAGCUGUCCAGGUGCACAAUGUUCUCACUGGUGUCAAAGUCCUUUCCGGGCAGGCAAGCAUCGCACAACCAACAACGGCAUAUGUCUUUACAGGACAAGGUAGCCAGCAACCGGGCAUGGGGAUGGCCUUAUAUGAGUCCAGUCCAGCGGCGCAGCAAAUUUGGAAAGCAGCCGAUGAGUUCUUUGAGAAUACCUAUGGCUUUUCCAUCACAAACAUUGUUCGCAGCAACCCGAAAGAGCUGACGGUGCAUUUCGGCGGAGCUCGUGGUCGUGCCAUUCGAAAAAACUAUAUGUCGCUGACUUUCGAUGCUGUGGACGACAAUGGGAAGACCAACUGCAAGCCCAUCUUCCCCAACAUCAACCGGACUAGUCGCUCCCACCGCUUCCGAUCAGUCGAUGGUCUGCUCCAUGAAACACAAUUUACACAGCCAGCGCUCGCGUUGAUGGAAAUUGCGCGAUUCGAGGACAUGCGGAGUCGAGGAGUAGUUGAGGACGCGAGUCUCUUUGCCGGGCAUUCUCUCGGCGAGUAUGUGGCCCUCACGGCCAUGGGACGCAUCUUCUCUGUCCAGAAGGUCGCUGGCUUGGUCUUUUACCGUGGUCUCAGUAUGCAGAAUGCGGUUCAACAGGACUCAGAUGGGGCCACCCAGUACUCAAUGUGUGCCGUCAACCCCACUCGAGUGUCGAAAGGCUUUAGCCAGGACGACCUGAGUUGGUGUGUAGCAGAGAUCGCCCGACAAACUAAGGGGUUGUUGGAAAUUGUGAACUACAAUGUCCUCAGCCUGCAGUAUGUGUGUGCUGGUGAUCUCCGGGGAUUAGCAACUCUAACGGACCUUAUGAACGCCUUGGCGUCCCGAUCUUUGGGGACACUAUCCAAACCCGGCAUGCAGCGCUUCAUCCAAGACUCUCUGACAGCACUGGAUGGUUGCACCGGGCCAGUGGUUCUCAAACGGGGUCGAGCUACUAUCCCCCUUAAGGUGAACGUGCCUUUCCACAGCAGUCUGCUCCGACCUGGCGUCCAAUCCUUCCGACAGUUCUUGAGUCGCAAUCUGGCCGAGUCUUCCAUCCAGCCCGAACAACUGGUUGGUAAAUACAUUCCCAACCUCACUGCGAGGCCCUUUGAGCUUUCCAAGGCCUACGUGGAAGGUGUGCUGGCGCUGACUGAGAGCCCGGUCUUGGAACAUCUCCUCUGCAAUUGGGAAUCUAUGGAGACUGGGGGAUAUGACGAACGAGAUUUGUUUCCUUGGUAGGGAUAGUCUUAUGCUGUUCUAUUCCUCUUGUAAAAUG